AGUAGCAUACCGGCUUCCGCUUGUUUGUUGCCCACGUCUCAACUAUAAUAUAACAUUAUUAAUAAUAUUAAUAACGAUGUAUUAAAUAUCGUCCUCACGGUGUUAUACUCUUACUAUAACCGGCGAUGGACCAUCAUCACCAUCAUUAUCAAUUAAAUCACCAUGGUGCGGGGCACCAUUAUCAUGCACCACCAUACACCAGAGAUUAUUUCCUGUAUGAAUAUUCGUCCGGUUCCGAGUCCGACGGUACAAGCUCACUGAAUAGUGACUGCGAUUCCAGCAAUUGCGUUGAUUCGGGUCGCAAAAAGAGUUCACGGUGUCACAGGCAAAAGACGCAGCAGCGCCAAGCAGCAAACCUGCGCGAACGGCGACGCAUGCAGAGCAUCAACGAAGCAUUCGAAGGCCUUCGUGCACACAUACCCACAUUGCCAUACGAGAAGCGCUUGUCCAAAGUGGAUACACUGAAGUUAGCCAUCGGUUAUAUAAACUUCCUGUCCGAGUUGACUCGUGGCACGGGACCGACAGGAAAUGGCGUAACGUCUUUGAACGUGGCCAAACUUACAACAAUCGCCGGUCGCCUGCAUAGACCUCCGGCACAGGUCAAAGAACAACCCGUCAAGAAGUUUAUUGUCAGAGGCGCGUUUGGAACUCCAUAUUCUUUACAUUCGUUGUCUUGGUCAAGGGCAAAAGAAAAUUGUCCAAAUAGCGCAGGAGUCAUGCGAGCAAAGUUAUGGAGGCCUGAAGUAGGGUCACCGCGUAAUUCUGGAUCUACUUCAACCUCAACGAGUUCGACAUCAUCAAGUAAAACCUAAUCACUCAACAUAAAAGAUAAGAGAAUUAAUAUUAUAAUUUAUGGCUUAUAAGUUGUAAGUCAUAAAUUAUAGUCUGUAUAGAACAUAAGUUAUAUAUACCUAUAUUAUGUCUAUAUUCAGUUGUUCUUAUUCUUAUUUAAAACGUUUAUUAUAAUAUAAUAUUAACAAUAUUAUUUUUUUGUAUAGGAGGUAUCUACCUAUUUGUUUUAUUAUUGUUUAAUAUUGUUAGUGUAUAGUUAUUAUUUGAGUGUUUUUUUUUAACUGAUUAUUUUAACCAUCCAUCUUUAAAAUAUAAUAAUACAUCAUACCUAAUAGAGUAAUACAUAUUGUACAUUUGUACCUAUGAAUUAUAAUUUACUUUAGCAAUAUAAAUCAGCGAAUUUAAUAUAUUGAUUCGCAAUUAUUGUUAAC
This is a messenger RNA of Aphis gossypii (cotton aphid), 1223 nucleotides long. RefSeq names its product pancreas transcription factor 1 subunit alpha-like. The transcript is spliced from 3 exons. Gene Ontology annotation, biological process: regulation of transcription by RNA polymerase II; developmental process. Lineage: Eukaryota; Metazoa; Arthropoda; Insecta; Hemiptera; Aphididae. Bases 126 to 812 code for a protein of 228 amino acids. The record is from RefSeq and is a predicted model, not a curated record. Gene Ontology annotation, molecular function: RNA polymerase II transcription regulatory region sequence-specific DNA binding; protein dimerization activity; DNA-binding transcription factor activity, RNA polymerase II-specific.